AUGUUACAGUCAGCCUUGGAACGAUUAGCUACGUACCGUGCCAACAACACCCGCGCUUCGCAAGAUAUAUUCCGCAAUGGACUUCUGGUGUUUCAGAAAGGCAGUUUCAAAAAAUUGGGAGAUGACGGCAAGCCAUUUCGCUGGACAUCCCUAGAACAACUCACAUUGGCCUCAAUAGACGUCGGACGACUCGAUAUAGCAGAUCAAUGCCUCCAGCUCAUUGCCGACAAAUUUCCCAACUCCCCACGCGUCGAUUGUCUUAUAGGUAUCCGAAUGGAAGCUACUGAGCCUCCAGAAACAGCCCUUAAAUACUACGCUGACAUACUCGAAGCCGACUCCGCCAAUGUUGCGAUCUGGAAGCGGCGAAUAUCGGUCCUGAGGAGAACAGGAAAGGUCGAAAAGGCUGCGAACGAACUCGUGCAAUUAUUGGACACGUUCUAUACGGAUGUUGAAGGGUGGCUAGAACUCGCAGACAUCUAUGCGUCGUGUAACCAAUAUGAUCAUUCCUUCCAGGCGCUCUCACAUGUUUUGCUCCUAACACCCCAGAAUCCUUUCUACGUUCUCCAAGCCGCUGAAACAGCCUACACCUCCGAAGACUUUUCUCUCGCCAUAAAGAUGUUCCUCACCGUCGUCGACAUGACCGAUGCUGAUGAUUCAGAACAGCUUUUGCAAGAGUCUACGCCUCUCGGGAUUACUGUACGAGCGUGGUUUGGCGUGAAACUCUGUGCUCGUCGGAUAGCACAGAAUGCAAACUUGAAGUCUCCAUCGAAUACCAGUGCACCGAAGAACCUGGAGUUACUAGAUGAGCUUGCCACGGAGCGUCUUCGAGUUGCAUACUCAAGUUCGGGUCAGAAGGGUGAGAUUGCGAAAGGGAGACAAGAGGUUUUCGCUUGGGUUGCGACUCCCCUUGCAUAGGCAUGCAGUUGAUUUCCUUUCUCAUUUGAGCUACGUCCAGCCCCAUCUUGUUCGCAUUUUUAAUGUUCACUUAGACAUGAUUAAGGGAAGAGAGACCUCUAUAGUACUAGUCAAGGAUGAUAGAUACCGAACUUUGAUUUAAGAUAGCACCGAUAGGUUGCCAAGCACGUGCUGUACCGAUCUUCCUGAAAGUCUUUGGGCCCACUUUAUUCACCACAAUCCAACGACGAACCGUAUGAGCUGGUUGCGAGGUGACGUCUACGAUCCAACAAUCCCCCAUUUGUGGAGGGCUGCUGCAAUGGAUCCAUGCCAAGACGACGAAUGGUGUGCUGUGGCCUUCGAUUUGGAAGCACAGAAUCCUCUUAUUCCACCCUGUAAUCUCAUAACCAUAAGUCAACUUU
Molecule: messenger RNA, 1316 nt
Organism: Suillus bovinus
Lineage: Eukaryota; Fungi; Basidiomycota; Agaricomycetes; Boletales; Suillaceae
Product: TPR-like protein
Exons: 6
Coding region: 1-915 (304 amino acids)
Biological process (GO): protein folding in endoplasmic reticulum
Cellular component (GO): EMC complex
Molecular function (GO): protein binding
Source: RefSeq, a predicted model, not a curated record